Molecule: messenger RNA, 643 nt
Organism: Quercus lobata
Lineage: Eukaryota; Viridiplantae; Streptophyta; Magnoliopsida; Fagales; Fagaceae
Product: protein NRT1/ PTR FAMILY 5.5-like
Exons: 3
Coding region: 44-286 (80 amino acids)
Source: RefSeq, a predicted model, not a curated record
UCCUACAAGCUUACCAUUUCUAGAAGUUCUGGUAUGGACUGACAUGGUAUCAGCUUAUGCUGUGUGGGUGAUGAUGACAUACUUAACAAAUGUCUGGAGGCUUGACUUAACCCAUGCUGCUGCAAUUGUGAAUGUGUUUACUGGUGCUGCCACAAUAAUGCCUAUAGGCAUGGCCUUCCUUGUUGAUGCUUUCAUGGGUGACUAUUGGAUGCUCUUGCUCUCUAGUCUUGCUUAUAGCUUUGGGAUGAGCUUCUUGGCAAUGUCUACACCACCUGUCCUUUUCUAAUGUCGCAGGCAACUGUAGUGCCUACAAUCCAGAUUGCAUUGGUGAUGCCCAGAAAGCUCUCUUCUACACAGCAUUAGCACUCAUAGCUAUUGGGAUAUCUGGCCAUAUCACAUCCUUAAGAGUCUUUCCUGAAUCAACAAAAGCUGAACCAAACAGAUGCUAGGAAAAAGCUAUGGAAUUGUGUUGGCAAUUUUGCUGUGAUUCUUCUCGCACUUAUCGGAAGUAUUGCACUUCCAUAUAUAAAGCCAUGGUCUGUCCGAUUUGGAAUACCAGCAAUCUGUACAGUACUGUCAACUUUUCUAUUCAUAUGUGGCUCGUGUAAGUCGUGUUCAUGUGAACCAGGCAGCAAAAACAAGG